This is a messenger RNA of Coffea eugenioides, 1569 nucleotides long. RefSeq lists its product as uncharacterized. NCBI's taxonomy places the organism in Eukaryota, Viridiplantae, Streptophyta, Magnoliopsida, Gentianales, Rubiaceae. The transcript is spliced from 5 exons. The record is from RefSeq and is a predicted model, not a curated record. The coding region runs from base 1 to 1569 and encodes 522 amino acids.
AUGUCAAGGAUAAUGGAAACCGAUACUGGUGUGAAUAGUCAAGGAAGAAGCACUUUGACAUGUGGGUAUUGUUUUAAAGUAAUUGCUGGUGGUGGCAUUCAUCGAAUGAAACAACAUUUGGCAGGAGAACAAGGCAGCAUUAUUCCAUGUUCAAAGGUUGACCCGGCAGUUAGACAUGCUAUUUUAGCAUCUAUGAAGGAGAAGGAGCAGAAAUCUAAAGAAAAAAAAGGUGAUUUUGGGGUGGAAAAUCCAUUCGGCCACACUACUCAUGCAUUUGAUGGCGAUGAAGUAUUGGAAAUUCCUUCUUCUUUAGCAAAUGAGAUGGGUUCAUCUAGUAAAGGAAAGAGAAAGGUCACUGCAUCAACAGGUAUACGUGCUCUUUUUAAAGGUGGAUGUGAUACUUCUCAACCAACCAUUAAAACUUGUUUGCAAAGUAAGGAAAAAUGGACAAAUACGGACGUAGCUAUUGCUUUUUGGUUUUAUGAUGCUUGCAUUCCUAUAAAUGCUGUUAAUUCUCCAUUUUUUCAAAAAGUUAUUGAUCAAAUAGCAUCAAUGGGUAAUGGUUACAAAUGUCCCUCCUAUUAUUCUUUGAGAGUUAACUUGUUGCGAAAUGCCAAGAGAGAUGUGAAAUUAGUUGUUGAUUCUUUUAGAAGUACUUGGGCAGAAACUGGUUGCACUAUAAUGGGUGAUGGAUGGAAAGACACUAGACAAAGACUAUUGAUUAAUUUUUUGAUUUAUUGUCCUAAGGGUAUUUCGUUGAUUAAAUCUGUGGAUGCAUCUGAUAUUGUAACAAGUGCAGAAAAUUUGUGCAAUUUAUUUGCUGAAAUUGUUGAGAUGGUUGGCUCAAAUAAUGUGGUGCACUUAGUUACUGAUAAUGCUAGCAAUUAUAAAGCUGCUGGGUCUUUGUUAAGUGAAAGAUAUCCGAACAUUUGUUGGUCACAGUGUGCUGCACACUGCAUCAAUUUGAUUUUGAAAGACAUUGGUGAAAUGAAUGAUGUAAAAGCUAUAGUGUCUCUUGCUUCAACGGAUAGUUUGCAAUCUUUGGUUACUUGUGGGGAUUACAAAAAAUUUCUGAGAAUAGAAAAAGAAAAAGAUGUGAAGCAAAUCGUUUUGGAUGAAAGGUUUUGGAAUAACUGUUUGAUCAUGAUGCGAAUAAUGGGCCCUAUCAUUCGUUUAUUGCGUAUUUGUGACACUGAUGAAAGGCCUUCAACGGGUUAUGUUUAUGAAGGCAUGUUUAGAGCAAUAAAUGGCAUCAAAAGGCUGUUUAGAAAUAAAGAGAGAUUGUACAAGUCUUAUAUUGACAUCAUCAAUGAUAGGUUUGAUCACCGAAAGAGAUCUUAUGAUCCCAUUGAUUAUGAAUCUAUUCAUAAAAUGGAAUUUUGGGUCAUAAAAGAAGAACAAGAUGGCGAGUUUAAUUGUGAUGAAUUGGAGGAAGAACUCAAAGAACUUCCUAAAGAUGAUUCUCAACUAGUUGAAGAUGAUGAAAGUGAAGUUGGGGAAGAUAAUGCUAUUGAUUUGGAAGCAUUUCAGCGUAGGCGCCUUUUGGAUGAUGAUGAAGAUAAUUAUUGA